This is a messenger RNA of Drosophila rhopaloa, 789 nucleotides long. RefSeq names its product gamma-glutamylcyclotransferase. The transcript is spliced from 2 exons. The record is from RefSeq and is a predicted model, not a curated record. Gene Ontology annotation, molecular function: gamma-glutamylcyclotransferase activity. The coding region runs from base 59 to 721 and encodes 220 amino acids. Lineage: Eukaryota; Metazoa; Arthropoda; Insecta; Diptera; Drosophilidae.
UUCAACCUUCAGGCAGAUCGAAUCACUCGAAGCUCUCAAAUCAAGAACGAAAAACGCAAUGCAUCGAAAGUGUCUUAUCGGUGUCGUCACCUGCCUGUUUUUGGCUUUUCCUAAGGCGCAAAGCCACAGCAUCCGAGGUGCCAAUGCCACCUUGGAUCUGCCAGAAGUGCGGGGUGAUAAGUUCCUGUACUUUGGAUUCGGGAGCAAUAUGCUGACCAAGAGGAUUCACAUCCAGAACCCAACGGCUGUGAGAGUUGGACCCGCCCUGCUCCCCGAUUAUCGGUUGGACUUCGCAUUCAUAUCUGAUCGUUGGAAUGGCGCUGUGGCCACCAUUGUGCCCACCCAGGGUUAUCAUCUGUGGGGCACCCUCUGGGAGAUCGAUCUCAGCAAUCUUCCAGAUAUUGACAACCAAGAAGGCGUUGAUCUGGGCAUUUAUGAGCCUCGAACCGUCUACGUGCAACUCCGUGAUGAAUCCAAACAAACUCCUGCCCGUGCUUAUCUGCUGACCAAGCAGCCGGAGGACAACCUCUACGAACUAUCAAAGGAUUCUGUUCCGGCAUCCCGCCAGCCAUCGAAAACUUAUCUCGAGUGUCUUGUUAAGGGCGCUGUCGAGAGCUCCGUUCCGGAGGAUUACGUCCGGAAAUUGAAAGGUAUCAAGCACAAUGGUCAAGUGGUCACCAAACUAGAGCAAAAGCUGGAACUACAAAAUAUUACACUCUAAAUAAACACUAAACCAAUUUGUUGUAUUGUAAUGUUUAGAGAACUGUAAUAAAGAACUAAAAAUGUCAA